AUGCGCGUCCUGGCCGGGCUGCUCUGCAUAGUCACACAAGCCGUGACAGUGAAGGCCAACGUCGAGAAGACCAUCUUCCUCGGUCCCGGUCCCGUGACCCUUCCCAAUGUCCAUCCCAGCCUAGAAGACCUGCACCUACAUGUCCUGUCGCAUACGCAAACAAUUCUGCCCACGCAGCUGCCUGUGCAGUUUCCCUCCACGGCGGCCCCCCACGGCCUUGAGUCCUGGUACCUCUUGCAGCUCGAAGCAGGGCGAAGUGAACGAAUCCAGGAAUCAGACACCAAGAUAGCACGACCUCACGAGUUGGCUGACCCGACAGCUGCCCAAUCUCUACUCUUCCUCCGCAUCCAGGCUGCAGCAUCCUACUAUUCAACAAACCGCACGUUGAUGGUACACCCCGAGCCUGUCGAUGUGGAUAUCACACCCGGCGCACCGCCGCCACCACCACACCGGCCAUCUUUCAACGACCUCCCCGCCGAGCUCCUACUGAUGCUGUACGACAACAUCGGUAUGGAAGAGUUUAUCAACCUCGCGCUCGUCAUCUACCCGACCCUGUUGCGAAUGCGCCUGGUGCCCGAGCUCUCGCCGACCACGACCACACGCAUAGUAGCCGAUGCACGGGUACAGGAUCGAAAUGGACGUUUGGAUGCGCCUAACAGGAUGCCCGUAGAGUUGUGGUUGCAAGUCGCAAGCUAUCUCGAGCCGGCAAAUAGCUUGGCCCUGAUAUUCGCGCUCGGUCCUCGCUUCUGGCGCUUCCCUGGGACACCUAGUAAGGAGCUGGUGUCGUGGCUGCGUGUGUGGAGUCGGAGACGCAUCACAGAGUAA
This is a messenger RNA of Parastagonospora nodorum SN15, 825 nucleotides long. RefSeq lists its product as hypothetical. The transcript is spliced from 3 exons. Bases 1 to 825 code for a protein of 274 amino acids. Gene Ontology annotation, biological process: GPI anchor biosynthetic process. Gene Ontology annotation, cellular component: endoplasmic reticulum membrane; mannosyltransferase complex. Gene Ontology annotation, molecular function: mannosyltransferase activity. Lineage: Eukaryota; Fungi; Ascomycota; Dothideomycetes; Pleosporales; Phaeosphaeriaceae. The record is from RefSeq and is a predicted model, not a curated record.